AUGUCUUCCCAUGGCGCCCGCAAUGGCUUCCUCCGUUCCCCCUGUCGCCUGCGGUCCUUGCCACCAUUUCCACCAUUGCCACCAUCGAGCUCGUCGCCAUCGUCCCCCCAGCGGCUUGCCGUUGCAGCGAUCAAACCUACGUCGCCUCCGCAGGCUCUGCUGCCGCCAUCACUUCCUACUACCAGAGAACAUGGAGAAGAAGAAGCAGCCGACGAGAACAUCAUCAGCGAGUGCCCGCGCGAUGCUGGGGCUUGCCCCGUCUCCUGA
Messenger RNA from Ectocarpus siliculosus, 267 nucleotides. Lineage: Eukaryota; Phaeophyceae; Ectocarpales; Ectocarpaceae. The record is from the annotation of a GenBank genome assembly.